Messenger RNA from Eleginops maclovinus (Patagonian blennie), 2390 nucleotides. RefSeq names its product ALG9 alpha-1,2-mannosyltransferase (gene alg9). Gene Ontology annotation, biological process: protein N-linked glycosylation. Gene Ontology annotation, molecular function: alpha-1,2-mannosyltransferase activity. The record is from RefSeq and is a predicted model, not a curated record. Bases 37 to 1878 code for a protein of 613 amino acids. NCBI's taxonomy places the organism in Eukaryota, Metazoa, Chordata, Actinopteri, Perciformes, Eleginopidae. Gene Ontology annotation, cellular component: endoplasmic reticulum membrane. The transcript has 15 exons.
UGAACGAAGCGCUACUCGGAAGCAUCAUCGGAAAACAUGGCGGCCAAGGCGCUCCGGCAGCGCACCAGGCGAGGCAGCAGACAAGAUGCAAACAACGUAAAUGUCCCCGCAGAAGCUCGGAUACCGAAAGAAGAGAAAGGUGGCGAUGACAGUAAAGCCGCAGAAGCUCGGCAAGAGUCAGUAAGUCGUGGAGGGCAGGUGUGGGCUCCAGAAGGUUCAACUGCAUUUAAAUGCCUGCUCUCCGCACGAUUCUGUGCAGCCUUGCUCAGCAACAUCUCAGACUGCGAUGAGACCUUCAAUUACUGGGAGCCUAUGCACUACCUGCUGUACGGUACAGGGAUGCAAACAUGGGAAUAUUCUCCGCUGUACGCCAUCAGGUCGUACGCUUACCUGUGGUUACAUGCUCUUCCUGCUUGUUUGCACGCCCAUGUUCUACAGACAAACAAGGUGUUGGUCUUCUACUUCGUACGAUGUGUCUUGGCAUUCUCCUGCUGUGUCUGUGAACUCUAUUUCUACAAGGCGGUUUGUAAGAAGUUUGGUCUGCACGUGGGCCGUAUCAUGUUAGCAUUCCUGGUCCUGAGCACAGGAAUGUUCUGCUCGUCUGCAGCAUUCCUGCCUUCCUCUUUCUGCAUGUACACUACGCUGGUUGCGAUGACGGGGUGGUUUCAGGACUCGACACCGUUGGCUAUCAUGGGUGUCGCUGCUGGUGGCAUCGUUGGAUGGCCGUUCUCUGCUCUGAUUGGGUUUCCCAUCGCCUUCGACCUGCUGGUGAUAAAGAGGCAGUGGAAAAGUUUUAUCAUCUGGGCGGUUGUUGCUCUGCUUGUACUGCUAGUUCCGCUGGUGGCAGUAGACUCUUUCUUUUACGGCAAACUGGUCGUAGCUCCACUCAAUAUUCUGCUCUAUAACGUCUUCACACCGCAUGGCCCUGAUCUAUAUGGUACAGAGCCGUGGCAUUUCUAUUUUGCAAAUGGGAUCCUGAACUUCAACCUGGUGUUUGCUCUGGCCCUGUUUUCUCUGCCCCUCACGGCUCUGAUGGAGACUCUGUUACACAGGUUCAAUGUGCAGAACCUGGGCCGUCCAUACUGGCUGACUCUGUCUCCCAUGUAUCUGUGGAUGUUGGUUUUCUUCACCAGACCUCAUAAAGAAGAGCGUUUCCUGUUUCCCAUCUACCCUCUCAUCUGCCUCUGUGGGGCAGUGGCUCUCUCCUCUCUACAGAAAUGCUACCACUUCCUGUUCCAGCGGUACCGGCUGGAGCACUACACGGUCUCGUCCAACUGGUUGGCUUUAAGUGUAGUCGUGGUCUUCUCAGUGCUGUCCCUGUCUCGCUCUGUCGCCCUCUUCAAAGGCUACCACGCCCCUCUAGACCUGUACCCAGAGUUUCAUCGCAUCGCUAAGGACCCGUCUCUUCAUGCAGUCCCUGAAGGCAGACCUGUCAGUGUGUGUGUGGGGAAAGAGUGGUACCGAUUCCCAAGCAGCUUCCUGCUGCCGCACAACUGGCGACUGCACUUCAUUCAGUCUGAGUUUAAAGGGCAGCUGCCUCAGCCGUACGCCUCCGGUCCUCUGGCCACACAGAUCAUCCCGGCUCAUAUGAACGACCAGAAUCUGGAGGAGCCUUCCAGAUACAUGGAUCUACGGCAUUGUCACUACGUAGUGGAUCUGGACACAGAGGAAGAGACGCUGUUGGAGCCUCGUUAUGCAGCCAACAAAGAGGAGUGGAAUAUCAUUGCCUUUAAGCCUUUCCUUCAAGCAUCAAGGUCACAUCCCCUCCUCAGAGCGUUCUACAUCCCGUUUGUAUCUGAACAACACACCACCUACAGGCGCUACGUCAUCUUGAAACCACGGCGGCAGAAGCAGUCUCGUAAGCGGACCCAUGGCUGACCUCUGUACCUUAACUUUGCCCCAAGUACAACAUCUUACAACAACAAUCAAUACCAUCCCCUCAAAACAACUGGUAUUUGUGUGUGAGUGUGUGUGAGUGUUGGACAUGGAAGCAUGCAUGUGUUUUGAAGUAUUUGUCUCAUGACACAUUUGAAGAUGUCGGACCCUUUAAGGACAUUAUGACUGCCUUGGGCUUGUGUGUGACGAGGAAAUGUCUGUUUUUUUUUAUCUCAGUUUGUGUGUCUGUCAGUGUGUGUUUGUCUGUGUGUAAAUCAAUGUCUUACAGCGGAAGAACACUACAAGGUUUAACUGUAACAUAUUUUAAUUUCUCACUUGAUUUAAAAAUGUGGCCUGAAUGGAAUAUUUGUUUUGCUGAAUUGUGAGUCUAGUCUUGUAGUGUUUUCUCCUCUGCACUUGAACAGUAUCGUAUCGUGUGAGUGGUGGAGAUGAAUGAAAGCGACUGUGCGUUAUUAAUUUAACUUGGAAUGUGAAUAAAAACAUGAUUGACUGCU